This is a messenger RNA of Cucumis sativus (cucumber), 438 nucleotides long. RefSeq names its product probable LRR receptor-like serine/threonine-protein kinase At1g07650. The record is from RefSeq and is a predicted model, not a curated record. The transcript is spliced from 2 exons. NCBI's taxonomy places the organism in Eukaryota, Viridiplantae, Streptophyta, Magnoliopsida, Cucurbitales, Cucurbitaceae. The coding region runs from base 1 to 438 and encodes 145 amino acids.
AUGGCACCAGAAUAUGCAACAAGAGGCUAUUUAACAUAUAAAGCAAAUGUUUACAACUUUGGUAUUGUGGCAUUGGAAAUCGCUCUUACGAUGAAGGAGAAAGAUAGUUUAAUGGAGCUAGUUGAUCCAAAGUUGGGCUUAAACUUCAACGAGGAAGAGGCAAUGAAAAUGAUGAAUAUUGCUUUUCUUUUCCCCAAUGUGUCUCCCUCGGCCAUACCUACAAUGUCCUUUGUGGUGGGCAUGCUGGAAGGUAAGGUUGUUGUCAAGGAGUUAGUUUCAGAUUCUGAUGACAUGAGAAAGGAGAUGAGGGCAAUGUGGACUCUUAUUCAGCAGAAUGAAACGGUAAUCGAGGACGAGAAUGAGAAUGAAACUGAGAGCCUAUCAUUCGUAAACAUGCGAUCAACCAGUUCUUCGACAUCAAUGAAGAACAAAAACUAG